Rhineura floridana is the source of this 2535-nucleotide messenger RNA. RefSeq names its product phosphotyrosine interaction domain containing 1 (gene PID1). Lineage: Eukaryota; Metazoa; Chordata; Lepidosauria; Squamata; Rhineuridae. The record is from RefSeq and is a predicted model, not a curated record. The transcript is spliced from 3 exons. Gene Ontology annotation, cellular component: cytoplasm. Gene Ontology annotation, biological process: regulation of mitochondrial membrane potential; regulation of cell population proliferation; negative regulation of D-glucose import across plasma membrane. The coding region runs from base 365 to 1018 and encodes 217 amino acids.
CGGGGUCUGGGGCCAGGCAGUGUCUGUAGCAGCUGCUGUCGCCGCUGCCGCCGCCGCGCUGAGGGGCCUCAGGCAGAGACUAGCGCAAUAGGAAGACGGAACUCGCCUCGCGGAGGAAGCCGGCGUCCAGCUUGUCUUGGUUGCGACCCAAGUUCAGCCGCGGCUCUGCGGCGCGCAGGGCUCCGCUCUCACUUCCUCUCCUCAGCUGGGCGGCGCUCGCCCUUCGCCCCUGUUGCCCACUGGCUGCUCGCCCCGAGUUGACACACGCCGAGCAGAUGUGAGCGAGCCUGGCCAGAGCUCUGCAGCCGCGCCACACAGCCCGCUCGUUAGCAGCAGUGUCCCGCCAGCUCCCAGCGGGAGAAAUAUGUGGCAGCCGGCAAGCGAGAGACUGCAGCACUUUCAGACCAUGCUGAAGACUAAGCUAAAUGUAUUAACUCUUCGGAAGGAACCUCUCCCCACGGUGAUCUUCCAUGAACCAGAAGCGAUUGAACUGUGUACCACAACUCCUUUGAUGAAGACCCGGUCACAUGCUGGAUGCAAGGUUACAUAUUUGGGUAAAGUUUCCACAACAGGGAUGCAGUUUUUGUCAGGUUGUACGGAGACACCAGUCAUUGAGUUGUGGAAGAAGCAUACUCUUGCCAGAGAGGACGUCUUCCCAGCUAAUGCCCUUCUGGAAAUCCGCCCCUUCCAAGUUUGGCUUCAUCAACUGGACCUCAAAGGAGAGGCCACUGUCCACAUGGACACCUUCCAAGUUGCACGUAUUGCUUACUGCACUGCCGACCACAAUGUCAGCCCAAACAUUUUUGCUUGGGUUUAUCGGGAGAUCAAUGAUGAUUUGUCCUACCAAAUGGACUGUCAUGCUGUAGAGUGCGAGAGCAAGUUAGAGGCCAAGAAGUUGGCUCAUGCCAUGAUGGAGGCCUUUAAGAAGACUUUCCAUAGCAUGAAGAGUGAUGGUCGGAUCCACAGGAAUAGCUCAUCUGAAGAAAUGUCUCACGAAUUGGAAUCUGAUGAUGGCUGACUUAAACUCAUUACUGAUUAAGCAAAAGCAGAAAAUGGCCCUGGGAAUAGAAGCAUAUAGAUGAAUAAGCAACAGAUCAAUUUGGGAGUGAUGAGGUUCCCAACACUUGACUGAUUAGUUUUUCAAAAUAAAGAAGCAAUUCAGUAAAUUCCCUAAAAUAUAUGCAUCUUUAUAAUAAUUGCAUCACAUUGAAAUCUGCUGCUGCUGUUUAAAAAUGUGACAAAGUUUUGUUCUUGUGUUUCCAUUUUACCUUCAAAAACACCUUCCAGCCUCAUUUUGGCCCUUAUAGUUCAAGCUCAUAAAGAUGAUAAAUUAUUUCAGUUUAUUUGUUGAAGUCAAUGGAAUAAUUCUAAUGACAGAAUCCUCUAGGAUUUGUUGCUAGGGUGUGAUGCAGUUGCAAAUGGGAUUUCUUUCUAGAGAGAGAAUACAGUUUGGUGGCCUACUGCUAAUCCUGUUGACCACCUCCAGGCUGAAGUAGCUACCUGCAGUCUUUAGAUUCAUAGCCUGAAAGUCUACAUUAACUCACAUUUCACAGUUUGAAUAUUCAGAUGCUUAUAUUUACAUUAUAAUCAUAUGUUAUAUUUUAUUUUAUUCAUUUUACCUUUUUUUAAAUGUACCUGCAGCCACUCAUCUUCCACUUAACCCUAUAGUUUUAAAAUACAAACUGCAGGGAUACCAAAAGGUGGGGCGAGGGGCUGGGAAAUGUGAUUGUGAACAGUUUGUGAAAGCCUGAGAUGAUCAAACCACUGCUGAAGAUUGAGAGAGAUUUUAAUUUGGUAAUUAUUGAUAUAAUUCAGUAUUUAAGCGGUAUAUAAAUAGCUUAAAAAUAAAGACCCUGGAUAGUUACUAGUUGAGCUGUGACACAUGCUUUCCCUCAGUUCUGUCAUUGUAUUUGUUCCACAGCAAUCCUGCCAUCAGCUUUGUCUGUUUUCACACACACACACACACACACACACGGUAGUACUUGCUGUCAAAUGCCAGGUUUGAUCACAGGGUGUCUUGCAGUGGAAAGUCAUGGACCCUUUGGGGUCAGGUUUGAAAGCAGAGUAUUUGCUGUGAUUCAAAACCUCAUGCUAAUGUUUCCUGAACCCUUUUCUGGUCACAGAUGAAAAGGUUCAUAACUUAAAUUUGUUGUAUUUUUAAAAAAUACUUAAAGGUCAAGUGCUAAUUAAUAGGUUGCAGGCAAUGCUGCUCCUUUAUUCAUACAGUCUUGUUCAUAAAAUGUGGUAAUGUUAGGGGCACGAGGGCACCUUACAGAAGCCUUAAGAGAAAGCUAAUCAAAGCAGACAGCUCUAGAAGUUUGCUCCAUUGUGUGUGAAUAUGUACACUUUGUAUGUUUGUAUGAUUGUGUGUAUGUGUGUAUGUGUGCGAUCAGUGUUACAGCAUGAGGAUUGAUCAUGAGAACAUACUGAGGACUUGCACUUCUUGAAAAUAAUAUGCUUAUUGCUUUCCAAUGUAUGUAAACUAUUCUGCAAGGUAAAGGCAUUCAUACUUUAAUAAAAAAGGUUUGAAUUAAA